CACGCAUGCGCAAGUUUGUAGCGCUGUAUUUUGACCCACGUGGGUUUGUUUACUUGAUUGAAAUAUGUACUUUCUUGGUUUAAAAGAUGAACCAAUUUGUGGAAGCACGUCUUUUAGCACAAAUAAGCUCGGCGGAUUGCCUGACUGGACAAAGGCUGCUUCGAGAUCCACACCAGAAUUAGGUUGUCCUCUGUGCGGGAGGAAGCUACUCUUCGCUCUACAAAUAUACAGCCCUCUUGACAGAACUAGUUUCUACCACAGGACACUUUAUAUAUUCUGUUGCAUCAACCCAUCGUGUUGGAAUAAGAGCGAAAGUUGGAAAGUUAUACGAAGCCAGGAAGAUGCCAAAACAGAAUCUCCACCCCAACCACACACCGCAGGAGUCAGUGAUUGGUUGGAUGAACAGGACGUUUGGGGUGACCCGUCUGAUUCUGGAAACGUAGACCCCAUAGCGGCAGAACUUCCACAAACCCUUCAAAACUUGGCCUUAUCGUCUGCGACUGCGAGCGGGUCACACACAGAGACCAUUAUGGAAGAUACUUCGUUUGAAUUGGAGGCGGUAUCUGAAGUGCAGGUCGAGCUGCCAGUGGCGAAUGUGAAAGAAAUCUUUGGAGAAUUAAGACAAAACGAGCAACAAAGAUGCGACGCACUGCAGGAUAUAUCUGGAACAUUUCGCAGUUAUUAUAUUGAAGUAGUCGAAGAACCUGGUUCAGAUCAGAGUGAACUGGAUUCUCAUGUGCACAGUCUGCUACAGCAGUAUCAAUGCACAGAAGGAAGUGUUUUCACAAAAUCAAGCAAUGAAGCAGCAGAGAAGCGAGUGAACUACGCUGAGGAGCAUUACGAGAAGACAAACAUCAGGCACGGAGAUGAAGUUUUCUACAAAUUUCACAAACGGUUACGUCGCCAUCCAGAUCAGCUGAUAAGGUUCUGUUGGAAUGGGGAGCCCCUGUUUAUCAGCAAGCAGCCAUGCACCCUGAAGGUAGCAGAUUGCAUAAGGUGUGGUGCAAACAGGUGUUUCGAACUACAAAUUAUGCCUGCGCUGAUAAGGAACCUGCAGCUUGAAGGAGUGUCAUUCCAAGGUUCGCCUGUCGAAUUUGGGACUGUACUGAUCUACACUUGCAAACAGAGCUGUUGGAGCGAGACAGACAGUUGGGCAGAGGAAUUUGUCUUCGUUCAAGCGGAUCCUGACGAGAGCUUUUGGAACAAGAUGCUCGUGUAAGGGCUUUGCAAGGGAAUUAAAAAGUUGUUAAAACAA
Ornithodoros turicata is the source of this 1255-nucleotide messenger RNA. RefSeq names its product programmed cell death protein 2-like. The record is from RefSeq and is a predicted model, not a curated record. Gene Ontology annotation, biological process: apoptotic process. Gene Ontology annotation, cellular component: cytoplasm. The transcript has 7 exons. NCBI's taxonomy places the organism in Eukaryota, Metazoa, Arthropoda, Arachnida, Ixodida, Argasidae. Bases 65 to 1219 code for a protein of 384 amino acids.